Molecule: messenger RNA, 2935 nt
Organism: Paraphaeosphaeria sporulosa
Lineage: Eukaryota; Fungi; Ascomycota; Dothideomycetes; Pleosporales; Didymosphaeriaceae
Product: MFS general substrate transporter
Exons: 7
Coding region: 1-2916 (971 amino acids)
Biological process (GO): transmembrane transport
Molecular function (GO): transmembrane transporter activity
Source: RefSeq, a predicted model, not a curated record
AUGUUCGAGAACGAUUCUGCAGCUUUUAAGUUGACAAUGCCCAACCGCACUCGCAAGAGGAAUAGAAAUCGCAAUCGCGGUCACAAUCAUGCGUGUACAAGUGGUAGCUGGAACGGCUUAUCGAGGUCCGAGCCACACCAGGAGCGCUUUGAACAGUCGGAUGACUUCACUGGUUGGAACCUUUACGAAGAAUAUGUCCUUCAAACCGACAUGCACCGCGGCAAGACCGGGCGCGAGAUACCUAAUGGUGUUCUAGCGUGGAUCCGGAGGGAGCACGUUCCUAGACUGCAUCACAGCCAUAUCAUGCAUCGCCUGAUCAGCCACUGGACUGUACGGGAUCUAAAGCUACCACGGCGGUUUCCGCCUCCACCACUACAAUCGCCUUCGCCUUUGCGAGUUACUAGUGGUAGCGCUGGGCGUGGCUUCAGGAUUCGAAGCGGUUUGCAAGACCGUGAGGGAUCUGAAUGGGCACGGAAGAUACAUGCAGAGGUCGCUCGUAGCUACAGGCGACCUGCUAGGGUCCCGGUCCAAGUGAAGCAUGAAGGAACUGAUGAAGACGUUGGCGAAGAGGAGGAGGACGAGGAGGAGGAAAAAGCGAAGAAGAGGGUCAACGAGAGAGGAUGGAGGCCUCCAACUCUUCAUCAAGCGCCCGGCAGAUUCAGACUGGGUCGCACACACCGAAGGGUGAAUGGUCGCUUCAUCAGGAAGGCGUUCCGAAUCACCAUCCAAGAUGCAGAUCAAGCUGGCAUCGAUUCCCACUUGAAGCCAGGACAACAGAACAAGCAAUACUGUCUGUACCACUUGGUGGACUACGCUAUCAAGGUGGAGGGUAUGGACCGGCAUGACGCCGAUGCUGCCGCUGAAUCCGGUGCCUACGAUGGUAGCCUUUAUGAUAACAUUAAGGACUUCCCCUUUGAUAGUGAGAAUCUAUUGCCAUUUUCGACUUAUAUUUGUCUCGAACUCUCGAACAAGCAACUGACGGACUGCAAUCCGGGCCUUGGUCUGCAUCCCGGGACGACAAACAAGACGUGGAUCCAGCGCUGCAACAGGAAGUAUCAUCAUCGACGCGUCCGCCAGAGUGACUCGCUCUCUACAGUACUUGUCAGGAUCAAUCGGAUCAAUGCCAAGCGGUUCCAGGUCCCAGCGCCAAGGAGGUCGUUACGUCGAGCGGAAAGCCACCUGAUCUGGGUGCCUCCUUUUACUUGUUCAUCGCAUUCGAAGCUACGGCACCCAGGCCAAGUACCGACCCGAUCGUACGGAUACGACAGCGUCAUCUUCACCAUGCCGUUGGGAAUACUUGACGACAACAAGCUCGAACAUGUGCCCGGAACAGCUCCCUUGAGCGAACUCGGGAGGGUAGACGCCGAACUCGCUGGCAUUGAUCGCGGUCUUCUUAAGCACGACCCGAGCGGACAAAUUGUCCUUGUACCGCAGCCCUCCGAUUCACCCAACGAUCCGUACAACUGGCCGAGAUGGAAGAAGGAGAUGUUCACGCUGGUGAUUGCCUACGGAUGUGGUUGUGUAGGAGCUAUCGGUCCUCUGCUGACACCUGCUUUCGUCCCGCUCGCUACUCAAUUCAACGUUCCGCUCCAGACAUUCUCACUCGGCUGUAAUGGCUCCUGCAUCGUCGCCAUCGCUGUCGGCAGUCUUCUCUGCAACACCAUCGCUGUGAAGGUCGGAAAGCGGCCAGUGUACCUUAUCACCACCCUCGGACUUGCGGUAUCAUCCUUCUGGGCCGCAGAGGCGAAGAGUUUCGGAUCUCUAGCUGGCGCAAGAGCCCUCCAGGGCUUCUGCAUGGCCCCCUUCGAGGCUUUGAUUCCCGCAUCGGUCUCAGAUAUCUGGCAUGUGCACGAGCGUGGCCUCAGGAUGGCAAUUUUCAACCUCGGUGUGCUCGGCGGCAUUAACCUCGCGGGUCCCAUCGCCGGCUCUAUCAUCGAGAAAGGCUCCUUCCGCAUUGCGAUGCAUGCUAUGGGUGGCGCAAUGGUCGUGAUGCUCAUCUUGGUUAUAUUCUUCAUGCCCGAAUCAGCUUUCGUACGACAUGACGCCAUCAACAUCGAUACGAGCGACAAGACCAUUGACAUCGAAAAUGCCGAGAAAGAAAAGACAGUGCAAAUUGAGCACCGCGUGGCUGUCUCACCCGCGUCGUCUGAACCCCGGCUGUCAUAUGCACAAGAGCUCAAGCCAUACAGCGGAUACUUCGACACUGUCUCGUUCUGGAGGACGCUCAUUCGGCCGUUUGUUCUUAUCCUGUCACCGAUCGUCAUGUGGGCUACGCUUCUCUUCACCAUCUGCAUCUCCUGGCUGGUAUUGAUCUCCAUCACGCUAUCGCAAAUCUUCUCAGCACCGCCGUACAAUUUCUCCGUCAGCGCAGUCGGCGCAACCAACGUGUCGUCGUUUGUCGCAUCCGUGAUCGCUACGCUAGUCGCAGGGUAUGUCGUCGAUGGCGUCGCGACCUGGAUGGCGAAACGCAAUAACGGAGUCUUCGAACCCGAAUUCCGCCUCCCAGUAAUGAUCACUUACCUCAUCUUUACCGCCACCGGCUUCUUCGCCUGGGGCGAGUCCCUCUAUAAGGAAGACCCUUGGCCGAUUCCCGUGAUCGUCUGUAUGGGCCUGAUCAACCUGGGCGUGCAGCUCGGCACUACCUCCGUAGUAACCUACGUCAGCGACUGCCAUCGGGAGCAGUCCGCCGAGGCCUUCGCCAUCAUGAACUUCAUCAAGAAUAUGUUCGCCUUUGGGCUCACAUUUUACGCAAACGACUGGAUUGCGUUGCAGGGUGUGCGGGAUUGUUUCUUUGUCAUCGGAGGAACGACGGUCGCGGUGACCGUGACCACGAUCCCAAUGUACAUCUGGGGAAAGAGGGCGCGGAGCUGGGUGUAUAGGUAUAGGGUGCUGGAUAGGGUGUUGAAGAAGGAGUAAUCUUAGGAAGAGAUCGGUC